AUGCACUUUUCCACUGCUCUUGCCGCUGUUGCGGCUGUUGCGCCGCUUGUCAGCGCCCAUGGAUCUGGUAACGGUCUCCCAACCAUCGUUGGACUGAACCCCAAGGACCUCAAGGCUCGUGCUAUUCUGUCUAACCUCGGUGCCCGUUUCGCCACGGUCAACGACUUCGCAAAGACCGAUGUCAAGUCAUUGAAGGCUCGCCAGGAUGACCGCCAAUGUGGCCAAGGGGUUGGCUCCUGCCCUGCUGGCCAAUGUUGUUCCCAAGCAGGAUACUGCGGUACUGAGGACGACUUUUGCUACUCUCCCGGCUGCGACUACGCACACGGCCCUGGCUGCCCAGAGAACAAAACACCCGCUGGUACCAACACUUCUUCUAUUGCCCGUACCAAGCUUGGCUCAGUCGAAUAUGGAGGCGAUGGUAUCUACAACUGUGUCACUCCCGGCACGGUGGCCCUGACCUACGACGACGGCCCACAAAAGGUUUUCACCGCCCAUAUCCUGGAUUUGAUGAAGCAGUACAAUGCAAAGGCCACAUUCUUCAUCACUGGUAACAACAUCAACAAGGGCCAGAUCGACAUUACCCCCGAGUUCUCCAGUGUCCUCAAGCGCAUGGACCAGGAGGGUCACCAGCUCGCUUCUCAUACCUGGACCCACUUGGACCUCAGUGCCAUCUCCCAGAUCGACCGCAAGCAGCAAAUGUGGAAGAACGAGAUGGCUCUCCGCAACAUUGUCGGAAAGAUCCCCACCUACAUGCGCCCACCUUACUCUAGCUGCACUGGCCAGUGUGAGACUGAUAUGGCUGAUCUCGGUUACCACGUCAUCUACUUCGACGUUGACACUGAUGACUACAACCAGGACAGCCCCAACCAGAUCCAGCGCUCUAAGGAUUGGUUCCGCGGUAACAUCACUAAGGGCGGUGCGACUGCUAAGGGUGGUGCUAAGUGGCUUGACAUCCAGCAUGACAUUCACGAGCAGACCGCAAAUAACUUGACCGAGUACAUGCUGAAGACCAUUACCGACCUGGGAUACAAGGGUGUCACCGUUGGUGACUGUCUCGGCGACCCUGCUGCCAACUGGUACCGCACUGCUGGUGGCGCUGGAACUUCCUCCGCUGCACCUGCUGCUACCGGUUCAAAGAAGGUUUCUACCGAUGCUACCUGUGGUGGAACCAACCAAUUCUCUUUCGGUAACUGCUGCUCUGCAGCAGGCUGGUGUGGCUCAACCACGGACUACUGUGGAACCGGAUGCCAAUCUGGCUUCGGUAACUGUGGUUCCAACGGCGCCGCUCCCUCAAAGGCUGCUACCACCAAGGCUGCUACCUCUUCCAAGGCUGCCACACCAACCACCCCAGCUCUCAAGGUCUCCACAGACGGCACAUGCUCCGGUGCAAAUGGCUUCACUUGCCAGAAGUCGACCUUUGGCAACUGCUGCUCCCAGUACGGCUGGUGCGGAAAGACCACCGACCACUGUGGUACGGGAUGUCAAAAGGGCUUCGGCACUUGCACCUAA
Messenger RNA from Parastagonospora nodorum SN15, 1509 nucleotides. RefSeq lists its product as hypothetical. Gene Ontology annotation, biological process: carbohydrate metabolic process. Bases 1 to 1509 code for a protein of 502 amino acids. Gene Ontology annotation, molecular function: chitin binding; hydrolase activity, acting on carbon-nitrogen (but not peptide) bonds. The record is from RefSeq and is a predicted model, not a curated record. Lineage: Eukaryota; Fungi; Ascomycota; Dothideomycetes; Pleosporales; Phaeosphaeriaceae. The transcript is spliced from 4 exons.